AUUCGUGGUCGGAUUUUAUUGUAACAAUCAUUCGCCCCACAACAUUUCUCAAAACUGGAUUCCAAAAUGGAGCUGUCGAAUGUUGGAGACAGGGUGUUCGCCGCCGAACGCAUUCUUAAAAAAAGAAGUCGAAGGGGACACCCCGAGUACCUGGUAAAGUGGAAAGGCUGGAGUAAUAAGCACAACACAUGGGAACCUGAAGAAAACAUACUUGAUGGGCGUCUACUGGAAGCCUUCGAGAGACGGGAAAGAGAAGCUGCCACCUUCAAAAGAGGGCCAAAGAAAAAGACUGAUCAACUACAGCCGCAAUCGAGCAGUGGUGGGAGGUCGACACGUGAUAGGCGGCUGAGUACAUCGUCGUCAUCAGAAGGCGAUUCAGACGACGGUGAAUCCGGCUCGAGCAGCAGUUCUAGCAGCAGCAGUAGUAGCGACGAAGAAACUGAAAAGGAACCCGUUACUACUACUGCUCCUCCUGCUCCAGCUCCACCACAACCUAUCACAGCUAAAGAACCUGAGAAAAAAGUGAUAGAAAAACCGUUGUCAUCUCCUCCGAGUUGUCGAGCGGCAGCCACAGCUGCUGGUCCUAAAAUCGCUUCGGCAUUCAGAGCUGACCGGUCCAUCAGUGCGUCGCAAACCUCGUCGAACGACUCGAAAAACAACAAAUCUGAUUUGGCCAAAGAGAAGAAGAAGGACAAGGAGAAGGAAAAAGAGAAAGAAAAGGAUAAGGAUAAAGAGAAGGACUCUGCUGGCACUAAGAGAAAAGCUGAGGUGCUUAGUGACAACGGCCGAGUCGGUGUCACCAUCUCCACCACGUCACUGGACCGGUCGAGAAGUCCGCGAAGCCCCAGUGGACACAACGGCAGCAGUCCACUGUCUCCUACAGCCAAAGUUCCUCGAUUGGCACCCACUACACCUACACGUCCAUCUCCACCUACAGAUCCAGCAGCAGCAACAACCACCACCACGCUGACUGCCGUCGUAGGAAACCCCACUACAAUUACCAAAGAGCCUCACGUCACACUGUCCAUUUCUUUGUCACCCAAUGGAGAAGCAGUGGCUCGCCCAGGAUUAGACUGGCGGGAGAGAUCGAAUCAACAACAACACAAUAACUCAUCUCCACAACAACCCACGCCACAGCGAUCACUGUCGCAAGAUGAACAAUCGGCUAAAAUAGCCCUCUUGUCAUUGCAACGUGGCGCCAAUAAAUAUUCCCCCAGUUCGCCAGCCAGUAGAUCCAGUUCUCCUACCAGACCGGCACCGGUUCUUUCACCUGCUCUGCCGGGCGAAUCUGCACAUCCGCCCAGUAGCAGUGGAAGUCUCAAUUCCUCCAAACGAUCUGAACAGAACAACACGGGUGGAAGUUUAUCGGAUCAGGAGAAUGUCAAUCUGAACGGACACGGACCAAACGGUCGCAAAUUGACUUCAGCUCCUUCUUCGACCGAUCACCUCCUGACACCCAGUUUGGACUAUUGGCAUCGCAAGAAUCCUUUGGUCGACCAGAUCUUCAUUACGGACGUCACGGUCAACAUGAUGACCGUCACCAUUCGUGAAUGCAAAACAGUGUCGGGGUUUUUCCGUCAUCGGCCAAACGGCGCUGCCAGUAGCAGUGCAGAAAAUGGCAACACCACCGACUCUGCAGAGGCUGACGGUAAAUAAAAAGAAAUUUACAAUCUCUCCUUAUUUUGAAUCGCGAGUUGUGUGUUACGACGUAACUGAAAAAAAAUUGUGAGAUUCCAAUAUUGAUUUACAAAUUAAUUUUUUUUCUUUUGCGAUUUAGUAUGUUUUUCUCCUAAUUAUGGUUAUUGAAAAUAUCCGUUGAGUUACUAAAGAAAAUGAAGGAAGCAAACAAUGACUGUUGAAUCAUGAAUCCCCACACAAAUUUUCUUUUGCAAACCGUGUUGUUCCGGUAUACUUGUAGAUUUUUCCAUAUUUUUUUUUAAAUUAAUUUUGUAAAAUUGCAUUGACCAACAACAAGGCAAACAAAAAGGAAAUUUUAAUUAAUUUUUUUUUUUCGAACAAAUUGCCAAAAUCGGGGCAUUGAUUUGGAUAUGAGCGCGUAAAUUUGUAUGUGUACAUUUAUAUACAUAUAGUCUAUAUUUUUCUUUUUGUAUCAACCUCUCAUGAAAUUGAUCCCAACUGGAGGAUUUUUGUUCUUCUUUCCUGUGCGCUUGACCUUAAAAUAUCCCGCUGUUUUUUCUUUCCCACCUCCGUUUUUGUGUCUUGUGUUUGAAGGCUGUGUUACAUUUUAAAUUAAUUUUUUUUUUCUCACUUUUUGUCCUUUUUCCCUCCACCAAAAAUUGGAUCUUAUGUUUAGUUUUUUCCUCCUCUUACCCAGCUAUAUAAAUUUCUCAUAAUGAAAUAUUUUUUCUUCUUCUCGAGGAGGGUGAAUAAAGUCAAAUUUGUACAAAG
Daphnia pulicaria is the source of this 2409-nucleotide messenger RNA. RefSeq names its product chromobox protein homolog 2-like (gene Pc). The coding region runs from base 67 to 1656 and encodes 529 amino acids. The transcript has 4 exons. The record is from RefSeq and is a predicted model, not a curated record. NCBI's taxonomy places the organism in Eukaryota, Metazoa, Arthropoda, Branchiopoda, Diplostraca, Daphniidae.